Messenger RNA from Bipolaris sorokiniana ND90Pr, 1079 nucleotides. RefSeq lists its product as uncharacterized. Lineage: Eukaryota; Fungi; Ascomycota; Dothideomycetes; Pleosporales; Pleosporaceae. The coding region runs from base 251 to 808 and encodes 185 amino acids. The transcript has a single exon. The record is from RefSeq and is a predicted model, not a curated record.
AGCGAGCGUGCAGCCCCAUCCACGGGCCGGCCGGACUCACUGACGCAAGCAUCAUCCUCGCCGCCACCAAUCUUUCCCGAAUUCUAUACCCAGCGGACAAUCAUGUAGCAAAACGUCACGACCCAGGACAGACAGGCCUUGCCACUGCCUUGGUUUCGACGUAUGGACGGCCGGCAGUGACAUGUAAGCGCUGACGAACAGCCUUGUACGAAUCUGGAGAGGGAGCACGCGAGACGGCAGCAAGGACACGAUGAGGAAAAGGACCCUUUUCCACUUUGUUCACUCACGGCCGACCCCGUCGAUGGUCGACCGUUUGUGCGCCCAAGUGUGGAUCGACCAAGGGCGGUGUCGUGGACGAUCAAGGGAUCAUCCGCCGAAUUACCCAUAUUCGAGUCUUCUAAAUGAAUCACGUACGCCAACCCCCACGGGCAUCCCGCGUCUCGUAUCGAAGGCAUGCGACCUUGAAACCUUGUCCAAGCCAACGAGGCGUUUCGACCGUGACGAGGAGAAAGUAGGAGAUAUGCACCCGCAUGAUCGCAAGGGGAUUGGGGGCCCUGGUGUUAUUGAUUGUUGGCGGUUGCAGCGGUUGAUUGGUGCCGUUGGUGCCGUGUGGACGUGCGAGGGUGCGCAUGUGUGUGGGUGUGGAUUUCGGUACUGCGCCAGCACCAGUGCUAAGGGUCGCGGUCCAAUAAAGCGGAUAAUACCGCGCGAGGAUUAUUCCGACAAAGAGCGAGUGCAGACAUCCGAUAGCGCAGGCAUUGAAGGGUGUUUUGGAACCAAGAUUGGAUCAGGGCGAGAUGCAGCAUAGGACGCAGAGGAGGCUCGUGUUGUUGAACGACUACUGUGUGUGUAGCGUGCCCAAAGCCAUCAAUGCGGCGACAAGCGAAGUUAGAGCGGAUUCAGUCGGGUUUAGCAAAGGAUCUAGGCUCCACUUUACCAGCUUAUGCAUGCAAGUCAGAAGCAAAUGGCGUUUUUUUUGGAGGGGGGGUCGGAUAGGUGCUUGGGGGCGCUUGCAUGGACAGGAAUGCUCGGCUUGACCGCUUGCUCUUUUCGGGGCAAGACACGUGGGGGUGCACCCU